CAGUCCAGCCAAAAGGACGAGUUUACCACCCGCCCCUUUGCUGUCCCCAGGCCGGGCUUGCCAAGAGGGUUGGGAAGCUGUUUGUGAAGUUUCAGCAUCCAGCCGGUGGGUGGAUAGUAUUCGAAAAUGGUAUUACAAUGCUGCAGGAUUCAAUAAACUGGGGUUAAUGCGAGAUGAUACAAUACGUGAGGAUGAAGAUGUAAAAGAAGCCGUAAGAAGGCUUCCUGAGAACCUUUAUAAUGACAGGAUGUUUCGCAUUAAGAGAGCAUUGGACCUGACCAUGAGGCAGCAGAUCUUGCCCAAAGAACAGUGGACAAAAUAUGAAGAGGAUAAAUUCUACCUUGAACCAUAUCUGAAAGAGGUUAUUCGUGAAAGAAAAGAGAGAGAAGAAUGGGCAAAGAAGUAAUCACAUAGAUGAAAUCUGUGGAUACAGCUGUCUUCAGAGUAUUUUUAUGAAGAUGGUUAGACCUUAAACAUAAAAUUAAAUAAUUAUUUCAUCUGCAGAUGUAUUACUUUAAAUAAAUGUCUAUUGUAAGCAUUGUUGGAGUUUUUGAAUUUUAAACCUUAUACUG
Molecule: messenger RNA, 572 nt
Organism: Propithecus coquereli (Coquerel's sifaka)
Lineage: Eukaryota; Metazoa; Chordata; Mammalia; Primates; Indriidae
Product: cytochrome b-c1 complex subunit 7
Exons: 4
Coding region: 167-406 (79 amino acids)
Biological process (GO): mitochondrial electron transport, ubiquinol to cytochrome c
Source: RefSeq, a predicted model, not a curated record